Anopheles nili is the source of this 1488-nucleotide messenger RNA. Its product is annotated as putative inorganic phosphate cotransporter. Gene Ontology annotation, biological process: monoatomic anion transport; transmembrane transport. Gene Ontology annotation, cellular component: plasma membrane. The record is from RefSeq and is a predicted model, not a curated record. The transcript is spliced from 3 exons. Gene Ontology annotation, molecular function: transmembrane transporter activity. The annotation marks the transcript as partial. NCBI's taxonomy places the organism in Eukaryota, Metazoa, Arthropoda, Insecta, Diptera, Culicidae.
AAAGGAAGCAUACCAAAACGAUUCAUAGUGAAGAUAAUGAUAUUCGUGGCGUGUACAGCAUCGUUCAUGUUGCGUGUUCAUAUGUCGAUAAAUCUGCUAGCCAUGAUACAGCCAAUUACCAUCUCGACAAAUAAUAGCUUUAUUAUGCUGGACAAUAUCACUACAACUCUCUCGAACUUCGAAAAUGUGCCGAUAAUCUCUAAAUCACCACUCGAUAACGGUUACUUCACUGCUAUACCACCUGUUCCUAACUAUGGAUCACGCUACGAUUGGACUCAAAACAUGCAGAGUCACAUUUUAGGAGCCUAUUUCUACGGUUAUUUGUUGACAUCUCUUCCUGCUGGACCGCUUGCCGAGCGAUAUGGUCCGCAACGUUUGAUCGGAUACUCAUUCCUGUUAUGUGCUAUUGUCACGGCACUAUUCCCUGUCUUUGCUGCCAUCGAUGCCUGGAUUGUAGUUAUGGGACGUUUCCUGAUCGGUUUACUUAGCGGAUGUGUUUAUCCGACUCUGCACAAUGUAAUAUCUCGAUGGAUUCCGCCAAAUGAAAAAAGUAAAGCGGUAGCCUGCAUCGCUGGUGGCAGUACGUUUGGCACAGUAGUAACGUGGCCUGUUGCAGGGCUUUUAACAGAACAUUUCGGAUGGGUAUAUGCUUUCUAUGUGCCGGCAUUCCUAGCCGGUCUAAUUGGAAUUGUUUGGUUGUGGUUGAUUGCCGAUUCUCCAAGUGUGCACAAGACCAUAACAAAAAAAGAACGCGAUCUAAUAGAAACUUCAUUUGGCGGUACUAUAUCUACUAUGAAAGCCAAACCUCCAUUUUGGGCGGUUGUUACAUCUCUUCCAUUCAUCGCACUCAUCCUAUCACAUUACAGUAGCUUUUGGGGACUGAAUUUUUUUGUUACACAGGCUCCAAAAUUUAUGAACGAAGUAUUGGGAUUCGACAUAGCCAAUGCGGGCUUUUUGUCCAGCUUACCUUAUUUGGCACGCAUGUUCUCUGGAUUCUUUUUUGGAUACAUUGGAGAUUUAUUGCGCCGUAACGAACGCAUAAGCGUAACGGCACUACGCAAGUCAUUCAUUCUAUUUUCACAUUUUCUACCUGGAUUUUUUCUGCUUGCACUACCCUUUAUCGCGCAGAAUCCCAUGGUAACAGUUUCGUGUAUAGUUGCAUGUCUCGGCUUCAACGGUGCAUCAACGAUAACUAACCUGGUCAAUGCACAAGAUUUGGCACCAAACUUUGCUGCUACUUUGUACGGUAUGAUGAAUUUUCUCGCAACAACAGCUGGCUUUCUAGCUCCAAUGAUCGUGGCAGUUUUCACGAAAGAAAAGAGCACAAUGGACGAAUGGAAGUAUGUGUUUCUUUUGACAGCCGGAUUCUAUAUUAUUUCCGGUAUCAUAUUUAUUCUAUUUGGUUCAGGAAAAACACAAGAAUGGAAUGAAAUCAAGGAACAACCUCCUACAGAAACGUUUAGAAGAACUUCUAGCAUUGAAUUGUAA